UGACGUAACAGCUGGGCGGAAAGGCGACGUGAGUUACCUGUACGCGGCGUGGGCAGUUUUAUUUUAAAUUAAGGAUGGUGAGUAAAGGUGCGGGGACUGAAAUUGGGAGUGCAGCGAGCAACCACCCCGGGAAGGAGACUGCAGACAACUGGGCAGAUUCUGAGCGAAGUGUUGCUCUGCCGAAUGGUACAAGCACUAAAAUGACACCACCAACAGGCAGUGCAGGCACAGCUGCCAAUGGCACCGAAACAAACAUUGAUGCUUCUCAGGACACACUUCAUAUUAAGGUCCAACUUCUAGGAAGUGACAUCAUCGACCUUCAAUUACCUCCUCAGGAGAUGGUCCAAGAGAUUGCCCGUGUUCUGAUGGAACGUGAGGACACAUGCCAUCGAACCUGCUUCUCAAUUCAGCAUGAUGGUAAUAUUCUGGAUAACUUCGCAGAGUUGGCAAGUAUAGAAGGACUGAAGGAUGGAUCAGUUUUUCGAGUGGUUGAAGAACCGUACACCAUCCGCGAAGCUCGACUUCACAUCCGGCACAUCCAGGAUCUGUUGAAGAGUCUGGACUUGGGAGACGCCUAUAAUGGCAUUGAGUGUAACUCGCUUUCUUUCUUGAGUAGUUUCUCCGAAGGGGAUAUUGGAGAAACAUCUACGUCUGGGAAGAGGAAGAGACGUUCUGUUUCUGAUCAACCACUCGACACUGUUGAAUGUUCCCCACCAGAAUGCAUAUUGCCAGGUGCCAAAGAUCGGCCUCUGUCACUUCUACAGCCGAUGAUCAUGGAUAACAAGCAUCUGCAGUGUCUGAAGUCUCUGAUGAUGAAUGGGUGGAACCCUCCGCCUGGGAACCGUAAAAUGCGAGGAGAUCUAAUGUACCUUAACGUCAUUACUAUGGAGGACCGUCACAUCAGCAUCACUGCAUCCACACGAGGAUUCUUUAUCAACCAAUCAACGGCGGUUGAGUUCAAUCCCAAACCCGACAACCCCAACCUACUGUGCCAUUCACUGGUGGAUCUUCUCAAUCAAAUUAGUCCAAUAUUCAAGAAGAACUUUGCAGCCUUGCAGAAGAAGAGGACAAACAGUCACCCAUUUACAAGGCUCGCCACUCCGCUGCAGACCUACAGCUGGAUAAUCCCACACAAGCCACACACAAUCGACUUUGUGAGGGCAGAGAACGUGUACACCUCUCCAAUUUGUCAUGAAGAGCAUAUCUCCGGGCAGAUUCGAGACUGGAACGAGGAGCUGCAGAUUACACGGGAAAUGCCAAGUCAGAACCCAAUGCAGCAACUGAUGAAGGAACAAACAAUCUUCAAGGUGAGCAGUGAUUUUGUGGCAGCCGCUAUUUCUGGUGCGAUGGCUGUGGUUGAUGGGAGCAUCAUAGCCAUCAAUCCAGGAGAAUACAUCAAGAUGCAGAUGUUUGUCUGGAACAACAUUUUCUUCAGCUUUGGCUUUGACAUCCGGGAAAACUUUAAAGAAUCCGGCGGGGACCAUGCAGCCUAUGCAGCGUCGAGCAGUGACUUGAAGGGGAUACAGGCAUACAGUGAUGUGAAUGUGGAAGGUCUGCACCUACUGGGGACUGUUAUAGUAGAUUACCGGGGUUACCGAGUGGUAGCGCAGUCCAUUAUCCCUGGAAUUCUGGAGCAGGAGCAGGAACAGAAUGUGGUUUAUGGAUCGAUUGAUUUUGGGAAAGAUGUAACCUCUCAUCAUGAGUAUGUCGGCCUGUUGCUAAAAGCCUCCAAACCCCUUCGGAUUCAGAAGCACAUGAUUCUGAACGAAAUGGACCAACCCAUCAUGUUGUGCUCAUCUGUGGACUGCAAAGGGAUUGUGGGCAAUGAUGGGCGACGCUAUUUUCUCGACUUAUUCCGGACAUUCCCCCCAGAUCUGAACUACCUGCCAAUAGCCGGUGAAGAGUUGCACGGGGAAUGUCAAAGAUUGGGAUUCCCCAAAGAAUAUCGCCAUAAACUUUGCAGCGUACGGCCAGAAUUGGUGGAGAAUUUCAUCCAAUACAAGAACAUACAGUUUUCAGAGCUCUUGAAGGAGAAAAUGCGCAGAAGAAAGAGUUUAAUGGAGGAUGGAGAGGGCACAACAGAAACCAAUGAUUAUAUAAGUGAUGCUGAAGUGUUGAGGGCUACAUGUCAGGAGGCGGGCUCCAUCAAUGAAGGCAUCUUUGACAUUCGUUUCAAUCUAAACGUGUAUGCCCCAGAUGUAAGAUUUCCUGAGUGUGAACUGGAGUCUCUAAAAGUCCAGAAGCGACUGAUGAAGGACAUUGCAGCCUUUGUUGUGUCUGUGCAGAUUCCCAGCUUUAUCAAAGACUGCGAGGGUCAUGUCCUGAUGCCUGCAGAUGGUGCCACAAUGACGGAUGCUCUGCACAAAUACGGAAUUAACAUCAGAUACAUCGGCAAAAUAACACAGCUGAUAAGCCAGUCAGAAAACAAGCAGUACCUGGAGCAUAUCUCGAGACUGCUAAUUGGUGAAAUCAUCACUCGGGUUGCAAAGCACGUCGUAGUCCUCUACCAACAGAAUGUGGAGAUAUCAGCUCUUUCACUUGCCAUUAGUCACUUUCUGAAUUGCUUCCUGAGCUCACAUAACAAUGGUGCUGCACAUCUGCUUCCGGGCGAACUGGCAUCACGCAAGAAGAGAAACAAGCGCAAGAUGCGGAUUCCUGAGAAUGACUUGGCUUGGGCCAGCCUGACCCGCACGGAGCUGUGGAAACAGAUCAACAGUGAAGCCGUUGAAAGCUUUGACUACGCUUUGGCUUGUGACGGGGUUGAUCAGGCAGUGGACAAGUUUAGCCUGCAGAAGGUCUCACUUCUGCGCGAGUUCUGCUUAAAGGCUGGAAUUCAGAUUCUGCUGCGAGAUUAUAACUUUGACAAUCGCCACAAACCCACGUUCACAGAAGAUGAUAUCCUCAAUACAUUCCCUGUGUUCAAGCACAUCAUUGUGAAGUCGAAGGAUGCGGAGAGAGUUUAUCAGAAAGCACAAAUGAAUAUUCAGAAAGGAAACAUUAAGGACGGUUUUGAGUUAAUGAAAGAAUCUUUAAACCUUUUCAAAAAUGUGUUUGGCCCUUUGCACUUGGAUGUCUGUGCUUGCUUGCACAUGCUUGCACAGUUAAACUACAUAAUUGAUGACAUCCCUGAGGCGAUAAAGAACCAGCAAAAAGCGGUCAUAAUCAGUGAGCGAAUCCUUGGCUUUGAUCAUCCCAACACAAUUCGUGAAUAUGUCAGGCUGGGUCUCUACUGCUUUGCCAACAAUCAGAAUGCGACAGCACUGAGGCUGCUGUACCGUGCCCGGCAACUGAUGCUGACUGUCUGUGGAGAGGACCACCCUGAAGUAGCUGUUCUUGAUAUUAACAUCGGUCUUGUGCUCCAAACUGCACUGGAUUAUGACCUUGCAAUUCGAUUUUUGCAGAAAGGUCUGGAAUUAAACAUCAAAUAUUCUGGACCCCAGGCGCUACAGACUGCCCUUAGUUAUCAUCUCCUGGCCCAAGUCAACGCCAGCAAGGCUGACUUCCGAGCAGCUAUGCAGCACGAGAAGCAGGCCUACAUCAUCUACAGGGAUCGACUUGGGGAGACGCACCUUAAAACGAAAGGAAGUUCUGAGUUCCUGAAGCAUUUUACUCAACAGGCAGUUAACCUCCAGAGAACCAUGAAUGAAAUUUACAAGAAUGGAUCAAAUGCUAAUCUUUCUCCAGUACAGACCACAUCCCAGAGUAAAAAAAUGACGCUGGAUCAGCUUAAUAUAAUCAAUGGAAUUGUUCUCAUGGAAACGAGAAAAUCUGCUUUGGAAAAAGCAACUGAGCAAAUGCGGAGCCUAAUUCUGGAAGAAAUCCAUGCAUCACAGAGGUUGACCAAGUCCCUUGCUGGCAUUGGCGUGGAUGAUCAGAUACUGGUCAAUGGAAGUGAAGCCUCAGGAGAAAUUGUACAUAAUGCAGAGAAAACGCUUGGGAAAACCCUGAUCAACGACAAAGAAGAGACUGGCUGUGUGGCAUCAAAGGUUUCUGCGUAACAGUUUCUCAGGUGUCAACAAAAUGAGCGAUCGAACUUUCCAGUUAUUGCCACAAAUUCAAAUACUCUUUUGUAUCACAGCUAGAAGGAGUGAUCACAUAACUGGGUCCCUGUAAAUACUGGCAGCUGGGGUUUGAAGGCUAAUCACAGACUGGAAAUUGGAUCAUGUGACUGUUACAAUUGGAAAACUUUUUCUCUUUAAAUGACUAGAUUUUUAAUAAUUGUUUUAAUAAUCAGAUAGUGGGUUUACUAUUUCUGAACACUGAAUGUAGUUACGAAUUCCAGACUUUUGGACCCAACCUUGCAGUUGGGCAGGACUUUGCCAAAUAAUUGGUAAAAGUAUAAAAUUGUGCUUCAUAGCUGUGAAACAUCAGGACAUUGGGAAAACAGCAGUGCAGAAUAUCCACACUUUUAUAUUCUUCAUCAUAUACAAAUAAUACGUAAGAGAGGGGAGCUGGUAUGUUUCAUAAGUUUGCAGAUGACACUAAAAUUUGAUGGUAUACUAGAUUGUGAAUGUGGAUCAACUUUGAAAGUGGGCAAAGGGAAUUAAAUUCAAACGUGUGUGAAGUGAUGACAUUUGGGAUGCUAAACCGGGGUCUCGACCCAAAAACGCCCAAAAUGUCCUUUUGUGUAUUAACCAGCCAGCAACUGCAGUUUUUUUGUUUCUACACCCGGUGAAUGGCAAGAUCCUUUGUAGUAUAACUGAACAGUGAGAUCUUGGGAUAGCAAAGCAGUGACACAGGUAGACAGUGAAAAGGCAUAUGUCAUGCCUGCGCUCAUCGGCUGAGGCACUGAGUAUAGGAAUUGGGAUGUUGUGUUGCAGUUGCAGAAGUCUUGGGUCAGUACUGACAUAUUUAAUUAUUGUGUGCUGUUCUGGUGGCCACAUUAUAGGAAAGAUGUGAAUAGAGGGGGUGCAGAAAAUAUGGACAGAAAUGUUGCUGGACUGGAGCGUUUGAGUUGUAAGGGGAGGUUGGAUGCUGGGAUUGUUUCCCCUGGAACAAAAAAAAAAAGGCUGAGGUGUGACCUGAGGGGUUUAUAAAAUCAGGGACCCAGAUAAGAUGGGAUGUUCAGUAUUUUUCCAUUGGUAGGAGAAUCUUAAAUCCACAGGACAUGGGAUUAAGGUGAGAGGGGAGAUUUAAAGGAGAAUUUGUCCACACAGAAGUUGGUGGCUACAUGGAAUGAGCUACAGGAGGAAGCAGUUGAGGCAGGUAUCACAUUUAAACGACAUUGGGUCAGGUACAUGGAGAGGAAUGGUUUAGAGGGAUACGAGCCAAACACUGGCAAAUGGAAUUAGCAUAGUUUGGCAUCUUGAUCGGCAUGGAUGAGUUGGUUUGAAGAGCCUUUCUGUGCUGUCAAACCUCACUUUGAUAUACAAGAUACAAGAUAUCAAAGCAACCAAGUCUUUAACUCCCAUAAACAGCGUGUGGUAUAUUUAUUGAUUCAUUCACAUCAUGUUAAUACAGGGUGCUAAACCAAACUUACUGUCAUCGAGCAGCUAACAGAUGUGGAGAAGGGCCACAUUCUCCUCGAGGUUAAACACGGAAUUUCCCCCGUUUUUAAUAAAAUAUUUUGAAAUGCGAUUAUGAAAGUUUUCAAUUUUCACAUUAUCGCUGAUAGUUUUUGUAACUCCAGGUGGGAAACGUGCUUCUCCGCUGAUGGACUCUGCAGCAUGAUCACAAUUACCUGUUGCAGAUACAUCCAUCCAACUGUCUAAAUCUUUUGUCUAUUCAAGUUUAGCUUGCCAUUUGCUUUCAUGCGUCCAUAAGUUCAGAAUGAACAUAGACUACUGGCGUCUGGGGAAAAUACACUAGGUCCAAGGCAGAUGUUUACCAUUUUUAAUUCACCUUUUGUGCUGCUUUAUUCUAGUAUUCAAAUGUGUGCAUCAAAUCAGAAUUGCCAUUUGCAGUUUUAUUCUUGCUUUUAUUCAUGAAUCAUCUGUAAGCAUCGUUAAAUUGUGAGGAAUAUCUUUUUGUUAUGGAAUAAUUUAGUUUUUACAAAUGUUGUAAUACUGUGAUCUGUUAUUUCAGUAAUAAAAAUACAGACAUUAA
This is a messenger RNA of Amblyraja radiata (thorny skate), 6045 nucleotides long. Its product is annotated as clustered mitochondria protein homolog. Gene Ontology annotation, cellular component: cytoplasm. The transcript has 26 exons. Gene Ontology annotation, molecular function: protein binding; mRNA binding. NCBI's taxonomy places the organism in Eukaryota, Metazoa, Chordata, Chondrichthyes, Rajiformes, Rajidae. Gene Ontology annotation, biological process: organelle organization; intracellular distribution of mitochondria. The coding region runs from base 75 to 3998 and encodes 1307 amino acids. The record is from RefSeq and is a predicted model, not a curated record.